This is a messenger RNA of Vidua macroura (Pin-tailed whydah), 851 nucleotides long. RefSeq names its product histone H2A-IV. Bases 33 to 422 code for a protein of 129 amino acids. Gene Ontology annotation, molecular function: DNA binding; protein heterodimerization activity; structural constituent of chromatin. Gene Ontology annotation, cellular component: nucleosome. The record is from RefSeq and is a predicted model, not a curated record. NCBI's taxonomy places the organism in Eukaryota, Metazoa, Chordata, Aves, Passeriformes, Viduidae. The transcript has 2 exons.
GUUGCGGUCGCUGCUGCUGCUGAGUCGCUGCGAUGUCCGGGCGCGGGAAGCAGGGCGGCAAGGCGCGCGCCAAGGCCAAGUCGCGCUCGUCGCGGGCCGGGCUGCAGUUCCCCGUGGGCCGCGUGCACCGGCUGCUGCGCAAGGGCAACUACGCGGAGCGCGUGGGCGCCGGCGCGCCCGUGUACCUGGCGGCCGUGCUGGAGUACCUGACGGCCGAGAUCCUGGAGCUGGCGGGCAACGCGGCCCGCGACAACAAGAAGACGCGCAUCAUCCCCCGCCACCUGCAGCUCGCCAUCCGCAACGACGAGGAGCUCAACAAGCUGCUGGGCAAGGUGACCAUCGCGCAGGGCGGCGUGCUGCCCAACAUCCAGGCCGUGCUGCUGCCCAAGAAGACCGACAGCCACAAGGCUAAAGCCAAGUAAAUGCUUUGUGAGGCUUAUCUUGAAACAAAGGCUCUUUUCAGAGCCACCCACAUUCCUCAUAAAGGGUUGAGUCACUGCAGUUUUGGUUUUCUGGUGGAAAGAAACAGGAACACCGAACACCGGCAGCCUCCUAUGGUCGGUACAGAUGGACUUCCGGAUAUUUCUUUGACAGAAUCUUGGUUUUCCAGCAGCAGAAUGGGAGAGGAAGGUGAAAAUGGGAGCAUUUAUCAGCUCCGACGGGACAGAUCUUCGGACGGGGCAUCACCAGCCCCCACGGCGCCCGCUGAUGCCGCAUCCCGUCCCUCUCCAGCCCCCCUCCCCGCCACGCCCCGUGCUUGAGGGAAGGAUUCUGUGCGCGGUUUGGAAUGGCGGGAUGCACUGUGGCCCCGGAUUGACGAGCUGGCUGUGCGUUAAAACGAAGGAAUCGUA